This is a messenger RNA of Rhodamnia argentea, 1628 nucleotides long. RefSeq names its product dnaJ homolog subfamily C member 17. Gene Ontology annotation, molecular function: nucleic acid binding. Lineage: Eukaryota; Viridiplantae; Streptophyta; Magnoliopsida; Myrtales; Myrtaceae. The coding region runs from base 166 to 1029 and encodes 287 amino acids. The record is from RefSeq and is a predicted model, not a curated record. The transcript is spliced from 4 exons.
UCUUGAAUUAUACAUAUUGAUUUUUGACCACAAUAGAGUGAAAAUCGAGUUCGUCACAUAAAUUUAUUAGCACGUCACAGGCGUAUCACCGCCAGCGUCGUCGCCUCCGCGCUGCGUCUUCUUCACUGCGACGCCGCCGCCGUCUCGCGCCAUCGAGGCAGAAAUAUGGACGUUGAUGUGGAUCAUUACAGUGUUCUGGGGUUGCCUUCUGGGGAAGAAGGCGCCCAGCUCUCCGAGAAGGAGAUCUCGAAGGCCUACAGGGCUAAAGCUUUGGAGCUGCAUCCGGACAAGAGGCUGGAUGAUCCGAAUGCGCACUCGAAUUUCCAGAAGCUUAAAACGUCCUACGAGAUUCUGAAGGAUGAGAAAGCCCGGAAGCUGUUCGAUGAUCUUCUGAGGGUCAAGCGCGAGCAGCUCCUUCGCCGGUCACAGCAAGAUUCAAAGCGGAGGAGAAUGGUCUCGGAUCUUGAAGAAAGAGAGCGAGCGGCUUUUGCUCCUGACUCUGCUGCAAAAGCGAAAAAUGAAGAGGAGAGGAUCCUUAGGAAGCUUAGAGAAGAGAUAGAAAGGAUUCGGGCUAUGCAUGCGAAUAAAGGGCCUCCUCCAGCUUCCUCGAAGGGACAGGCUGCUAGUGAGGGAAAGGAUAGGAAGAGCAGUGGUGGGGUUGGUCUGGACAAGGAGAAGGUUCUCAAAGUUUCCUGGGAGAUGAGUGGCCCUGACUAUACUGUAGAGAGGUUGAAGGAGUUGUUUUCGGUGUUUGGUGUGGUUGAAGAUGUCGUCACUAGGAAGAAAAGAUCUGCACUCGUAGUAAUGGCAUCUAAAGAUGCUGCUGUUGCUGCCACAAGAACUGUGUGUGGAGAUCUUUCUAAUCCUUUGUUGGUCGUCCCCCUUCAGCCAGUUGUAGCGACAGAUUUCCCAAGUGUCAACAAGCCUGUGGAGAAAGAUCUCCGCAAUGAUCUUGUAGGGGCUGGCUAUCAAGAUUUUGAGGACUCUGUGAUGAAGAAGCUCCAAAAGGCUGCAGCAAGGCAAAAGUGAUGGGGAAAAGCAUCUGAGGAGUACAGUAUGUACAGUGUCGCUUCUGAAUCCUCUGUCUAUCAUCUAAGGGUAAGGUGUCACUUCUUAGGUAGAUACAUCAGCAAUCAGUCUUCAUCAUUUCUCAUUUUUCUCUCUUUCUGCUGAUCGGUUAAAGUAGCGGUGGCUUGGGAUGGUUAGAGCAUAUGAUGAGCAUACUUUGAUUGUAGCAACUGACAUCAAAUUUCAUGUUGAUGGAGUGCCAUCUUCAAUACUUGAUAGUGCAUUUGAUACUGGUGGGACCUCAAGGCUGCGAUUGGCAUUUCUGGACAAUGUUUAUUCUAUUGCCAAAAAACAGUCAGAACCCAUUGCUCAUAAGUGCUGAGGUAACCCGAUAUGUUACUUUCAUUAGGGAUAAUACCUGGCAAUUGUCAUACUGGACCGCAAUUUUAGAAACUUCUUCUCAUACUGUGCAAUUGCUUGGUGAUUGUAAUUUAGUAGAGUCGAGGACUGGUGCUGGAAUCAGCUGGCUUUCUAAGCCAGUAGUGUGAUAUGCGAGAUCACAUACUCUGUAGAAGACAAAUUCACAAUAUGGUGAUGUAAGAAAACUUCACAUUUACUGA